GUGGAACCACCCCGACACCGAAAUUCGGAUUUUGCCUGCCUUCACUCAACUGCAGGAGUCUCACUCAACAACACGAACACUUGCACAAUUCUCAUCUCCCCCGGCAAACGGACUAAAUACUUGGCUGGCUACUUAUCUAGCUAUAGUUUGACAGGACUUGUUAUCAUCAUCGCUAAUCGGUAUCGGCAACUACAUACUUUUUUUUGUUACCAGUGACUGAUUGAUUUCCUGGCAAGGAUCCUAUUUACUUUGGAGAAGAAGAAGAAGAGUCUUGAUUUUCAAGAUUUAACGGAUCAACUGUCACCAAAGGAGAUACUUAAUGAGCUGACGGAUGAGUAAGUAAGUAACUAGAAAAAGUGUGGAUAAGCCCAAUUUUGUUAACCAACUCGCCCCAAUUACUUAAGUGAAAGCUAUUAAGUUGCAUUACGUCACGCGAACGGGACUUUUCAACACGCCAGAAAAUUAUUUGACUGACGUACGUGGAGAUAAUUAAAAGUUGGUUAAUUACUGUAUGUAAUGUGUGAAGUAAAUAAUACGUGGGUAAUUUCUAACUGUCAAGAAAUAAGUUAUUUAUUAAAUGUAUCUACGUAAUUCGGGACAAUUUUCACCAGAAAUGAUCUCAUUCCAUGAAUAAUCGCGGAAAAAUUUGAGCAGAAACUACUCGGCAUCCUCUUGGGUCUCGACAAUCAAAUUACAACCAGCCAGUAGACAAAACUCUCACUUGUGAACCCUUACUCAGAGCAUGAUUGAAAUGGGAGAUCCACUGAACGAGCUUCAUCAUGACAUCGGCCAGGAUUCAACCCAGAAUAAUGACGAAAACACCGCCUGGAAUCAAAGUUCAGGUGGUGAAAGCUUUGAUCCCGACAGUACCGACUACAACGACACGAUGGACUACGUACCUUUCAGCUCGAGACCAGAAACCUACAUCGUCCCGAUCCUCUUCGCGAUCAUAUUUGUCAUCGGGAUUCUGGGGAAUGGAACGCUCAUCGCCAUUUUCAUGAAGCACCGCACCAUGCGGAACGUUCCCAACAUUUUAAAUUCUAUAAUUGGGGACAGGUACAUCGUCUCCUUGGCGGUUGGGGACCUAUUCGUGAUCCUGUUCUGCGUCCCUUUCACGUCCACCGUGUACACCGUGGACAGCUGGCCGUAUGGCGAAUUCGUCUGCAAGUUCUCCGAGUUCAUUAAAGAUCUCUCCAUCGGGGUUUCCGUCUUUACGCUCACGGCGCUUUCGGCGGAUCGCUACUUUGCGAUUGCAGACCCCAUGAGGAAACUGCAUGGGCGGAGGGCUACCCGCAUUACGUGCAUCACUAUUGCAGGAAUUUGGCUCGUCUCGAUCGGAUUUGCGCUGCCCUCCGCGAUAUUUUCCUACGUACGAGAUUUCUCUCAUCAAGAUCCCGGCCGGGUAUUUUACGUCUGCUACCCAUUCCCACCCGACCACCCAUUUGGAGACAAAUACCCGCAGAUGAUGGUCAUGUUUCAUUUCCUGGCCUACUACGCCAUCCCGCUCUUCUUCAUUGGAUACUUCUACAUCAUCAUGGCUCGUCACUUGGUCCUCUCCACCAGAAAUAUGCCCGGCGAGUCCCAAGGACAAGCCAAACAGAUGCAGGGACGGAGAAAGGUGGCCAAGAUGAUUUUAUCCUUUGUGCUGAUUUUUGCCCUGUGCUUUUUCCCCUCGCACUUGUUCCUCCUUUGGUUCUACUUCUACCCAGAGGCAGAAAAUGGAUUUAACGACUUUUGGCACGCCUGCAGAAUCACGGGAUUUUGUCUCUCCUUCAUCAACUCGUGUAUCAACCCCAUCACACUUUACUGUGUCAGCGGCACGUUUCGCAAGCAAUACAACGAGCACCUCUUCUGCUGGUGUUGCUGUCGAACGGAUCCACGUCGCACCCCGCAGGAAGCCAUGCUCCUCCGUCAAGCCGGCUUCGCGUGUGGCUGUAGUUUGACCGGGGUCCAACAAAUCCACCACGGUCACACCCACACCGGAGCUGCCGGACCUGGACUCGCCCUGCACGCUAACCACCUGCGAACCUCCCACAGCCCGAGCCAGCACCAUCACCACGUUCACAAAAAAAGUUUCCGUGGAGAACGUGACUCCGCGGUCAACCAACAAACUAAAGCUAUCGUCGUGGUGGGUGGAAAGUCGGCAUCGUCGCCCACCACCACGAACGGCAAUAUUCACCUCAACAACGCCGCGCCAGGAUCACCCUGGUCGAGGAAAAAUAGCAGCUCAACCACACCCUCAGGUUCGGAUGGUGGUGGAGGUGGAGGCGGAGGAGCAAUCCCGCUAACGCACAUCGUUACCUCAUCACAACAUAAAUCAUCACCGAGAAACAAGCAGUUGGCUGAUGAGAAUAGUUGCUAGUUUUUCAGAGAGGAGAAAGUCCGGAGAAAGUGAAAGUAGUGUCGGAUAAACUUUCUACUACGUUAUUGUUAUUAUGAUUGUUUCCCAUUUUGACACGAAGUACGUGUGACACGUGGAGCAAAUGAAUUUAUAUAAGUUAUAUAUCUUUCUUUUGUACGUAUUUACUUGAGUACUUAUCUAGGUGUAUAUUUAUCAUGUCAACUGUGUAUUUAUUAAGUAGCCAGCUAACUUGAGAAGCACGUAUGUAUAAUAUUGAAUCAAAUGGUUUAGUUCUUCUUGAGUAAAUAAAUACUCUUUUAGUCACUGGAAGAUUGAGCGUGUGUGAAAAGUUGGAGAGCUAAAAUAUCUUGGCGUUAAGUUGUAUAUAGACUUUUAGUUUACCUUGAGAUGAGAUGAGAGAAUCGAUAUCAAGUAAUUUGUGAUUGAUGGAUGGAUGGAUAAAUUGAUGAAUGUGUGAUAUACUCAGCAACCUGGUGUAUUCUUAUAAUGGAAGAAAGUAAAUAUGUAUUUACGUGAGUAAGAAAUUUCUUGGAAUUUAUUUUCCAAUUAGGGAAUAAAUAGUUGUAUGUAAAUGAAGUGGAGAAUUUUUAUG
This is a messenger RNA of Folsomia candida, 2954 nucleotides long. Its product is annotated as neuropeptide CCHamide-1 receptor. NCBI's taxonomy places the organism in Eukaryota, Metazoa, Arthropoda, Collembola, Entomobryomorpha, Isotomidae. The record is from RefSeq and is a predicted model, not a curated record. Gene Ontology annotation, biological process: G protein-coupled receptor signaling pathway. The coding region runs from base 743 to 2362 and encodes 539 amino acids. Gene Ontology annotation, molecular function: G protein-coupled peptide receptor activity. Gene Ontology annotation, cellular component: membrane. The transcript is spliced from 8 exons.